Xenopus tropicalis (tropical clawed frog) is the source of this 1973-nucleotide messenger RNA. RefSeq names its product macroH2A.1 histone (gene macroh2a1). Gene Ontology annotation, molecular function: structural constituent of chromatin; protein heterodimerization activity; DNA binding. Bases 196 to 1314 code for a protein of 372 amino acids. Gene Ontology annotation, cellular component: nucleosome; chromosome; nucleus. NCBI's taxonomy places the organism in Eukaryota, Metazoa, Chordata, Amphibia, Anura, Pipidae. The transcript is spliced from 9 exons. The record is from RefSeq and is a predicted model, not a curated record. Gene Ontology annotation, biological process: nucleosome assembly.
UUUCUAUUGCUCUCUCAGCUGACAGCCCAAGCUUACAGUAAGAGAUGGGAUAUGACGCUUCCCCCCGCAGUGCAUUGUGGGAUGUUACAGACACAGACUAGUCUUUCCAGUUCAUAGCGAGCUGGUGUAUAGGGGACAGUAGACAUAUUGCUGGGAACUGCAUUAAAUUCCAGCUUCUGAUUACACUUAAUCAAGAUGUCAAGUAGAGGGGGUAAAAAGAAGACAACAAAGACCACGCGGUCUGCAAAGGCCGGGGUUAUAUUUCCAGUUGGGAGAAUGCUGCGUUACAUAAAGAAAGGGCACCCAAAAUACAGAAUUGGAGUUGGUGCACCAGUAUAUAUGGCAGCUGUACUGGAAUAUCUAACUGCGGAAAUUUUGGAAUUGGCUGGAAAUGCAGCGAGAGACAACAAAAAGAGUCGAGUAACACCACGACAUAUACUUCUUGCAGUAGCGAAUGAUGAAGAAUUAAAUCAGCUAUUGAAAGGGGUCACAAUAGCAAGUGGUGGUGUUUUACCUAAUAUUCAUCCAGAACUCCUGGCAAAGAAACGUGGAUCCAAAGGAAAGCUGGAAGCCAUCAUUACUCCACCACCAGCUAAAAAGUCAAAGACAACAUCACCUAAAAAGACAUUGGCAAAGAAACCUGGAGCCAAGAAAGGAGUUAGAAAAUCUAAGAAAAAACAGGGAGACGUCAGCAAAUCAGCAAGUGCAGAUAGCACAACAGAUGGCACACCUUCUGAUGGAUUCACUGUUCUUUCCACCAAAAGUCUUUUCCUCGGACAGAAGCUGAACCUUAUUCACAGUGAAAUCAGUAAUUUAGCCGGAUUUGAGGUGGAGGCUGUUAUCAACCCUACCAAUGCUGACAUUGACCUUAAAGAUGAUAUAGGUAAUGCCUUAGAGAAGAAAGGUGGCAAAGAGUUUGUGGAAGCUGUUACUGAACUGAAGAAAAAAAAUGGGCCCCUUGAUAUCGCUGGAGCUGCAGUAAGCUCAGGCCAUGGCUUGCCUGCCAAGUUUGUUAUCCACUGCAAUAGUCCCAGCUGGGGUUCAGACAAGUGUGAAGAGCUGCUGGAGAAGACAGUAAAGAACUGCUUGGCUUUGGCGGAUGAGAAGAAGAUCAAAUCCAUUGCUUUCCCAUCGAUUGGCAGUGGAAGAAAUGGUUUCCCAAAGCAGACAGCAGCCCAACUCAUUCUGAAAGCUAUUUCCAACUAUUUUGUGUCGACAAUGUCUUCUUCAAUCAAGACUGUGUACUUUGUGCUUUUUGAUAGUGAAAGCAUAGGCAUAUAUGUGCAAGAAAUGGCAAAACUAGACACUAAUUAAGCCAUUUGAAAUGUUCACCCAUUCAUUUGCCCUAUCACAAAAAUACAAUCUUUUAUUUUUGUGAGACUGCAUCAUAAUCCCAAAAAAAUACCCCAUACCCAUAGAGAAGCCCAUGGUACCUUUUUCAUUAAUGUAAAAUACAUUCAGGGUACAAGAGAAGCACAGGCAACGUUUGCCCCACUCUUGUAUCCCAUAGCAACAAAUGAAAUGAUCGCUUUCAUCAUUGCAUCCACUCUAGACCAGUAAAAACUGUGGAUCAAUGAUAUGUUAGAGAACUGGGGCUCCCUUUGCCACUGCAUAACCCCCCUUUGUGUUGGCACUGAGAGCUGGCAUCACUUCUGCUGAUGCACUAUAUCUGAGGCAUACGCUAAACUAAGUGUAAUUUAGAAGAUUUUAUAGUUUAUUUUGAUGAGGUGAGAAUUAUCCAGAUUGUAGUCGGGAAUAUAUUGUCUUUUAUAUGUGACUGAAAUGGAAGAACUAUUUUGUAAAUGUGUUGUGGUGCUUCACUGUAUAUUGAGUGGCUUUUUUUUCUCUCUGCAAAAGACACAAAUUGUGUUUACUUAUUUGUCUUAAUAACAAAUGAAACCCAUGCUGUUUUUAUUAUAUUUGCAAAUUGACAUUUACAUGCAUUGAUUUAUUAAAAUGGUUAUGACAAAGAA